Colletotrichum orchidophilum is the source of this 2448-nucleotide messenger RNA. RefSeq lists its product as uncharacterized. NCBI's taxonomy places the organism in Eukaryota, Fungi, Ascomycota, Sordariomycetes, Glomerellales, Glomerellaceae. The record is from RefSeq and is a predicted model, not a curated record. Bases 1 to 2448 code for a protein of 815 amino acids. The transcript has 4 exons.
AUGGCGGGCCAACAGGGUCAGUGUCAUGAUCGCGGCUUCCGCGAGGCUGUGCUGGGGAAGUGUCAGGUUCAGACCUGUAUCGAUCGGUUUGGCGACGGAGCUACCGAAGUGAUCAGGCAACGCGAGCGCGACCAUCUGAACGGCAUCGAAAAUGAUACACUUGUGCAAGGCGUCCCAUCUGACCAGAUCGUGACUGGUGUCGAGAAUGAAGAAGCGGGCAGCUCACAGCAAACGAUUUUGGAGAGGAAGAUACCGAAGACACCGUACUUCAGGAACAACCUGACGGCUCUGUCGCAGAGAUACAAUCUCUAUUUCGCCGCGUACGAAAAUCGAAUCUUCGUCUACCGCCCCAAGGGCGUUCCGAAACAGGCACUCCCUCAGGAACCGGGCCUCAUCCUGGCCACAAAGCCUGAUAAGAUCGCGCGACACAUAGGGGGCACGCUAAACGUACGAUUCCACCACCAGAUCAACCACGUCGCUAUUGGCUUCCUUGGGAGAGAGGAAAUCCUCGUUUCGGUCUACGAUGACGGGUCGGUUUUCGCAUACUAUAUCCGGCAAAUUGCAGGUUACAUUGAGCGCAUAGCAUCUGGUUGUCGGAACCCCAAUCCGGUGCCGACGUACUUCUUCCGCGAGAACGUUGGCAUUUCGGCAUGGGGCAUCGCAAUUCAUCAAAAGUCGCGGCUCAUCGCCAUCAGCUCCAACAAGCGGGAAGUGACCGUCUUCGCCUUUGGGCUCUCACGGCUACCCGAGGACAUGGAAUCUCAGGCAAGACCUCUGGAUUACUGUGAGAGAUCGGUUCUCAAGAGGAAACGAAAUUGGAGAAUCUGCAUACCCCUGGGUGACGGAGGGCACAACAUCCCCAACCUCUCUCUCUGGGAUGACCCCCAGGGCUUCGCUGAAAAGGUCGUUGCGAACGAUAUCUAUGGGACUACCUGGAUCUUGGACAUAUGGAAGGUCGGAACGGCGCCGUUCAAGAUCUCUCACAGAGCCAAUAUACAAGGGCAGUGGGCAUUCCGUAAUCCAAUGGGCUGGGGCGUCAUUGUUCUUCCGUACGAGAGUUUUUUGCCUGCACGAUCUGUGACGGACCUACUAGGCAUGGAUGAAUCAGACAUUAUGAACGCGAAGAACUCUCAUGCUGGGCGAUGGAUUGAGACCCAACGGGGCCUCUCUCGCAUUCGCGAUCAUCCUGCGGAGCCGAUUGCUCAACGCAUGCCGGAACCGGAAACGUUCGGCCACCAACACCACGGAGCGGUAUGGUUCCAGCAUCAACAGCCAGCUUUCCUCGCCGCCGUACUAAAUAAUCAACCGUUUCUUGGGCUCCCAGGACCUCCGCUGCCGCCACUGCCGCCGCCGCCUCCCCCUCCUCCGGCACCAGACGACGACAACAAUACCGCAGAAGGCGGUGGUGCACCUCCCGCGAAUGUCAUCACUCCUCCCGGCGCUCCAGCGGUGCAGAACGCGGUUCUGUUUAUCCCAGAUCACGAAGAUGACGACGAUGGGUGGAGCGAAGAGGAGGAGAUUCCGGAGAUUCCGGUCGCAGCGUGGGAUGAUAUGCCUUCUUCUGCCUUUGAUAGCGAAGACGAUGACAACCAAAACCUGAAUGGACCUGAUGGCGAGGAUGCGAACGAGUUCGUUUUCAUCGAAGAGGCGCUCUCUGCAGCGGAAGAAGACCAUGGCACCGGCGAGGGCAUGACGCAGAUUUUACCGCCUGAUGGGACCCUCAGCUUCUUCAAAAACACAUCGAACCACGACUUAAGCGGCUUUCAAUCUUCCUGGCUUGACAUGGUGUACACGCCCCAUGAUGGAAAGACAUACGUUUCUCCGACGUCGGUCAUCGGACGCCUCCAGUAUCUACGUCGGCCUCUGUUGAAGAAUAGAAACACAAAGGAGCAGGAUAGGGGCGUCCUCGAAGAGCUUGGCAGCCGAUGCUGCAUCUUGCGAACCUACGAAGAGGAUAUUGAGAUGCGUAGCAUCAACCCGGACGACGGUGCGGCGGUGUUCUGCAAGGACCCGAUCACCUGGAUGUAUCCGCCUCACCCCUUACUUCAACAUUCCGAGCGGCUCAACAUGAUUCUCCAUAUAUCGGAGCUGUCGCUCGUGGUGAUCGGGUCCGCAAUGGGCCGGGUGAUAUUGCUGACCCCGACACGCUCGCGCUACCACAUCCGCGGGGACGGCUAUAAGCUGAAGCAAGGAUUCCGGAUCGAUCGGGUUCUGCCCACGCUUCCGGACGAGAAGGCUGGACGUCGGCCGCCUCGGGGGCUCUAUGGCAUCGCUGCCGGUCCGAUUCAGGAGGGAGGCGCGACGGGGUGUCUGCUGCGUGCCGAUGAUGCACCCAUGCCGUCCCCUGCGUCGAGGCGGUACAGGCUUAUGCUGCAUUAUCGAGAUCAUAGUAUUCUGAGUUACGAGAUCAGUCGGGACGACAAGAAUGAGCAUAUUCUCAUUUUUUGA